GCAUCGAGAUGAUAGCGGAGGCAGCUCGAUUCACAUAUAUUGAGCUUUUGUUAGUGAUUCCAAGCAUAAAUAGAGGAGCAGAGGGAUGGUUUUACCCAGACCGUGGCAUGAUCCGGCUCUUAAACAAUUGGGAAACCCUCUCUGGUAGAAUUCAAGCUUCUCAAAAUGGAACAUUUGAUGCGGUUAGCUUAAUGGAUAUUCGGGGUCGGGAGGUCCAGGUUACAAAUGUUCGUCCAAUAAUUCGUUACAUGGGGAUCAUGGUUCACCAAUGUUAUGAUCCAAAUCCGGCACCCCAGUCCUAUCUUCUACUUGUGAGGGGUGAUAAUACUACUUGUUCAUAUGAAGAGACCACUGCACGCAUUAGUGGUCGAGAUGGCUUAUGUCUUGACGUCAAGUGUCAAAAUUACGAUGAUGGAAAUGAAAAAAUUUUGUGGUCGUGUAAGUCCAAUGCGGACGUGAAUCAAUUUUGGACAUUAAAGAGAGACGGGACGAUUCGUUCGAAUGAUAAGUGCAUGACUCCUGGCCCUAAGCACAAAUACAUGGUCAUCCAGGAUUGUGUUUCUGCAGGAGAUAUGGCCGGUUGGGAAUUAUCCUACAAUGGGACAAUCGUACAUCGCCACUUUGGACUAGUCUUGACUGCUGAUUCAUCAGUUGAAGGCACUCAACUCAGCAUAGGAGACAAUGUCCAUGCUAGCCGUCAAAGUUGGCUUCCUAGUAAUAACACAAAACCUUUUGUCACGACCAUUGUUGGGCUUGGAGGCCUUUGCAUGCAAGCAAAUGGAGAAGAACCUUGGUUAGAGGAGUGCGUAAAUGACAAGAUUGGGCAACAAUGGGCUAUCUAUCCAGAUGGCACAAUACGACCUCAACAGGAUCAAACCAAUUGCCUUGCUAGGAAUUCAACAAGACGGAUCCUCAUUCAUUAUUGUUACCCGACCUCCACACAUCGUUGGUUGCUUAGAAACGACGGCACCAUUCUAAAUUUCUACCAAGGAUUGGUGAUGGAUGUGGCAGAUUCAGAUCCAAGCCUUCGUUCGAUAAUCGUUUCGGAAUACACAGGAAGCCCUAGCCAGCAGUGGUUUAUACCAUUUUAA
Messenger RNA from Elaeis guineensis (African oil palm), 1091 nucleotides. RefSeq names its product ricin-like. The record is from RefSeq and is a predicted model, not a curated record. Gene Ontology annotation, biological process: negative regulation of translation. Lineage: Eukaryota; Viridiplantae; Streptophyta; Magnoliopsida; Arecales; Arecaceae. Gene Ontology annotation, molecular function: rRNA N-glycosylase activity.